CUAGUUCCGCCUUUGGUUUCAACUCCUUAAAAUUAAAUUAAAAUUUUAAAAGUCACGCUAGCUCCGGAUACGGUGGAAUAGCACACAACCGAACAGGGGUUUGCUGCCAGCAUGCUGCUUUAGGGGGCGCUACUACGCAGGAUUACAUAAGCACAAGGCUCUUCCAACGCGCAUUUCCGGCGACCAGUAGAAGAGCAGCGAACGGCUUGGCCAUUGUCAAUAUUGUAGUUUACGAUCGCGCGAGUUGCGAUUGCUAUAGCAACGGUGUUACAUAGGGGCUUCAUCAGCAGUGGGUCCGAUCGCUUGGAAAUGCAAAUCUGCAUCAGCCUGAAAACACAGCUAUCCUCCAUUCUCGAUAUAAUGACUAAAGCCGCCGUGACAGAGAUAAGUAAACUUAUUAGCGAAGCCACCGAGUGCGCGCCGGGAUUGCACCUUGAAAUGACUGUGAGUCUGAAUGAGGGUGAAGCGCUGAGGAGGAGAACACCAGUUACUCCCAUUGACAUUACGACGACGCAGGUAGCUUCUAUCAUGGACAGCUUAUCCAAAGAUGCUGCAGAUACAAUCUUCAAGCUAGUUGAUGAGAUCUUUGCCUCGUUGCGCUUGGAGGUGUCCCAGAGUCAGAAUGAGAACGAGUCUCUGAGGAAGAGGUUACAGCUGAUGGAGAGUGAAAGGGUGACGACGCAGGAACGCCGACGGGAAGGGGGGAGAGGCGGGUCGCUCCAGAUACACAGCUGCCCUGGGGGACUCUGGUUGAACUCUGACCUCUGUCAGACGGUCCAAGAACAGGAGCCGUUAUUCUCCAUCAGCUCUGAUGAAGGAGGACCUGCAGCCACAUGCUCUGAUGACACUCCCCUGUGGCGUCCAGCUCGGAUGGAGGAGUGUGAUGACAGGAAAGGGGUCUGGCUUGAAUCUUCUGCCAUGAAAGAGGAGAGAGCCAUGAAGGAUUUGGCUAAGGGGGACCCACUGGGACGGCUGUCUGCUGGCAGAGAGAACGCUGUGGAGAGUGAAGCUGAAGCUUCAGAAAGAGCGGCAGCUCCUCCGCAACACAAGAAGCCGGACACAGCCUCUCGAAGCCAAGAGGGACGGGAUUUAGAGUCUGGAACAGCAGGUUUAAACAUGGAUGAAAAUGGAAAUAUCCAGAAUGGUAGGGUGAAAGCGAAAAAUGCUGGACGUGUCUACAGAGGAGAGAGACCGUUCGUGUGUCUCCAGUGCGGGAAGACCUUCAGCAGGCAAAGUAAUAUGAAGGCACAUCAGGUGGUGCACACGGGCGAGAAACCGUUCAGCUGCACGCAGUGUGGGAAAAGGUUCACGGCCAAGUGCAGUUUAAAUGCGCACCACUUAAUUGUGCACAAAGGAGAGAAGCGAUUCAGUUGUACCUACUGUGGAAAGAUUUUUGGUACUCAGAGUCAUCUUAAAGAGCACCAGGUCACGUACAAAGGUGGCAAGCCAUUAUCCUGUACACACUGUGGGAAGAGCUUUCCUGUGAAAUGUAGCCUUAAGGUGCACUGGCUCAGUGUUCACAAGGGAGAGAAAUGUUUCAGUUGCUCACACUGUGGGAAAAUCUUUGCCAGGCAGGGAGACCUUAAAGCUCAUGAGCUUGUCCACACCGGGGAGAAACCUUUUAAAUGUGUUCAGUGUGGCAAGUGUUUUACAGCGAAGCAUAGCCUCAAUGUGCACCGGCUGACAGUGCACAAGGGAGAGAGACUGUACAGUUGUGAUGUAUGUGACAAGACGUGCAGUCAGAAAAGUGGACUUAAGAUGCAUCAGAUGGUUCAUACCGGUGAGAAACCCUAUAGCUGUGUCAAAUGUAGGGAAAACUUCGGCACCAAAAGUACACUCAACCUUCACCAGAGAGUUCACACUGGUGAGAAAGCUUUUGCCUGUGAUGUAUGUGGGAAGUGUUUCAGCCUCGUGCACAACCUGGCCAGACACCAGUGCGUUCACACUGGUGAGAGAGCCUUCACCUGUGCCCUGUGUCAGAAAAGUUUCACACAAGCCAGUCACCUGAAAGUACAUCAGCGGAUUCACACUGGAGAAAAGGCAUUCGCCUGUGACACGUGCGGGAAGAGUUUCAAUCAGAGGAGCGCGCUCAAGACUCACCAAGCCGUUCAUGCUGACGACAAACCGCACAGCUGCGUUGAAUGUGGCAAAAGCUUCCGCUCUGCGAAUUAUUUGAAGAAGCACCGACAAAUUCACACGGGAGAGAAACCAUUCAGUUGCGAUAUAUGUGGAAAGCUUUUCCGCACAGCAAACAAUCUGAAAACACACCAGCAGAUUCAUUCGGGGGAUAAGCCGUACAACUGCAGUGUCUGUGGACAAAGUUACAGUUCUGCUGGUUAUUUUAACACUCACUUGCUAAUCCACACAGGAGAGAGGCCGUACAGCUGCAGCGAAUGCGGCCGCAGCUUUACCAAGCAAAGCAGUCUCAACUUGCACCAGCGGACACACACAGGGGAGAGGCCGUUCAGUUGCAAUGUGUGUGAGAAGAGUUUUAGCGUAGCCCAGAAUCUGAAUCGACACCAGCGUGUCCACACAGGAGAGAAACCUUUCAGCUGCGCCAUAUGUGAAAAGAGUUUCAGCCAAGCAAAUAAUCUUAAAGCACACCAGCAGAUCCACACGGGAGAGAAGCCUUUCAUUUGCGACAAAUGCGGAAAGAGCUUCUCGUAUUUAAGAAAUCUCAAAGAACAUAAGUGUGCUUAUUGUUAAAAUAAAUGUUUCCUCAAUUUCAAAUGUAUGUGACUUCAAACUACUGAAUUUCCUGGGAAGUAGAUGCUUGUAAGCAGUGUUUCAUAUGGGCAAUUCCUGAUACAUCUUGUACCAACUGAGAGAACUGUUUAUUUUUGCUAACGAUUAUUUCGUUUUGUAA
Brienomyrus brachyistius is the source of this 2866-nucleotide messenger RNA. Its product is annotated as oocyte zinc finger protein XlCOF6-like. The coding region runs from base 310 to 2706 and encodes 798 amino acids. Lineage: Eukaryota; Metazoa; Chordata; Actinopteri; Osteoglossiformes; Mormyridae. Gene Ontology annotation, biological process: regulation of cytokine production; negative regulation of transcription by RNA polymerase II; regulation of immune system process. The record is from RefSeq and is a predicted model, not a curated record. The transcript has 5 exons.